This is a messenger RNA of Oncorhynchus nerka (sockeye salmon), 6609 nucleotides long. RefSeq names its product furin-1-like. Bases 900 to 3359 code for a protein of 819 amino acids. The transcript has 17 exons. NCBI's taxonomy places the organism in Eukaryota, Metazoa, Chordata, Actinopteri, Salmoniformes, Salmonidae. The record is from RefSeq and is a predicted model, not a curated record. Gene Ontology annotation, cellular component: Golgi membrane; trans-Golgi network. Gene Ontology annotation, molecular function: serine-type endopeptidase activity. Gene Ontology annotation, biological process: peptide hormone processing.
GUGGACCCCUCAGCUGUUUUGAGAGGGUUCAUGGAAUCAUGUUAUUUAUUUAUUUAUUUUGUAACCAUUAACAAUGUAGUAUGGUAGUUGUAAGAGUAUAUUCGAUUCAUUAGUAUAUCAAAGAAGACAGGGGAUCAUGCAUAAUGUAAACGGGAACUGGUAAACCUACAGAAUAAACCCUCCCAAGGCAUUGGAAAGUUUCCUGAUAAUUGAGGCGCUCAUGGGGAGUUUUGUACUGGUGUGCCUUCGUUCCUGGAAGAGGCCAGACUAGUUGGUUAGUGCGAGGAGUGUGCUUUGCCUGUCAUCGGUAUUGCCUUGUCCCUAUCUACAGAGACACUCGGGCUGUAACGGUGUCCGCUAGAAGGGCAUUACGAGCCUGGCCUUAACGUUAGCUGAAACUUGACGCCGUCGAUCCCGGUUGUUGUUCUGUGGAGUGGGUUUAUUUGAAAUUAUAUUCCGAUUACGGUCCAAUUCGGAACGAUCAGAGAAACAGAAGGCUGGGAUUAGACACAGGGGAUAAAUUGGGUGAAAGAGCGCGUAGCGCCGCAGAAUCGCAGUAGGCUACAUUGCAUCAAGUAGUUGUAGCUGAUACAGUGUUACUUUACUGAAAUACCAGCGGGAGACGAUUCAGGAAUUUAUUGUAUUCGAAGUUUUUCGCCAAACCGUUUGCAGUUUUCAAUGACAUUUGUGGGAGGCUUGGGGAAGGUGCACACCUCUGUCUGUGUGUGCUGCCUCCGCAUCAGAUCGGACUGCAUCAGAAUCACAACAACAACAAUAGUCUGAAACUCAAAGGUGAUCCCGGUGCAGUGACUAUCCUGUGUCGUCUCUCUGCGUCCCUGUAUGUCCCCUGGCCUAUCAUAAAGACGCUGAGCUUUGGGACUUCGCUGUUGUAGGACCCUAUGGCUCUGGGCCUUCCAUCCUCCUCCAUGGGCCUUUGGUCACGGCUGGCUGAACGGCUGCUGCUGGGACCAUUGCUGGUCCUGCUGGUGUCUGGGCUGGGCAUGGCCCUUGGUCAGAGGGUUUACACCAACACAUGGGCCGUCCACAUCGCUGGAGGACCAGACGAGGCUGACCGCAUUGCCAGUAAACAUGGCUUCGUCAACCAUGGCAAUGUAUUUGGUGACCUCUAUCACUUCCGACACCGUUCUGUGGAGAAGAGGUCUCUGUCGGAUCACCGAGGGACGCACGUCCGUCUACAAAAAGAGCCUCAGGUGAUGUGGGCAGAACAGCAGGUGGUGAAGAGUAGGAAGAAGAGGGACAUCUACACGGAGCCCUCAGAUCCCAAGUUUACCCAGCAGUGGUACCUGUACAAUACUAAUCAUCGUGACCUGAAUGCCAAAGGUGCAUGGGAGCUGGGCUACACUGGGAAGGGAGUGGUGGUGUCCAUCCUGGACGAUGGUAUAGAGAAGAACCACCCAGACCUUAUAUCAAACUAUGACCCAGACGCCAGCUAUGAUGUGAACGAUGGAGAUCCAGACCCUCAGCCACGAUACACACAACUCAACGACAACCGGCAUGGGACUCGUUGUGCAGGUGAGGUGGCAGCGAUGGCCAACAAUGGGAUCUGUGGAGUCGGAGUGGCCUACAACGCCAAGAUUGGAGGAGUGCGUAUGCUGGACGGCGAGGUGACAGACGUGGUGGAGGCCCAGUCUCUCAGUCUGAACCCACAGCACAUUCACAUCUACAGUGCCAGCUGGGGCCCCGAGGAUGAUGGGAAGACGGUGGAUGGGCCCGCCAAGCUCGCCAAGGAGGCCUUUCUACGCGGAGUGACCGAGGGUCGUGGGGGCCUGGGCUCCAUCUUUGUGUGGGCGUCAGGGAACGGCGGGCGUGAGAAGGACAGCUGUAACUGUGACGGCUACACCAACAGCAUCUACACCCUGUCCAUCAGCAGCUCCACCCAGAACGGCAACGUGCCCUGGUACAGCGAGGCCUGCUCCUCCACCCUUGCCACAACCUACAGCUCUGGCAACCUCAACGAGAAACAGAUAGUGACAACGGACCUCAGACAGAAGUGCACUGACACCCACACAGGCACAUCCGCCUCGGCUCCUCUGGCUGCUGGGAUCAUCGCCCUUGCACUGGAAGCCAAUAAAAACCUGACAUGGAGGGACAUGCAGCACUUGGUCGUGAGGACCUCUCAUCCCGCCCACCUCCUCACCAACGACUGGAAUACCAAUGGGGUCGGCCGAAAAGUGAGCCAUUCAUAUGGGUAUGGUCUGCUUGAUGCCAGUGCGAUUGUGGCUCUGGCUGAGAACUGGACCAACGCUGGGCCCCAGAAAAAAUGUGUGCUGUCCAUGGUGGCAGAGCCCAGGAACAUUGGAAGCCACCUGCUGAUCACCAAGACAGUGGACGGCUGUGUUGGGACAGCCAACCAUGUGAGCUCCCUAGAACAUGCCCAGGCCCAGCUCACCCUCUCCUACAACCGCAGGGGCGACCUGGGCAUCUACCUGACCAGCCCACAGGGUACCCGCUCCACACUGCUCGCUCCCAGGCCUCAUGACUACUCGUCAGAGGGCUUUAAUGACUGGGCUUUCAUGACCACACACUCCUGGGACGAGGACCCUCGGGGGGAGUGGACCCUGGAGAUGGUAAACGUGGCAGGGGCCAGCGACUAUGGCACUCUGACUCAGUUCACCCUGGUGCUGUAUGGUACAGGCUCAGACUCUCCCAGCUCCACAGCCAAGGACCUCUCUCAGCCCAGUAACGGCAGCUGUAAGACUUUUGACCUACAGCAGAUCUGCAUUGAGUGCAAUGGUGGCUACUACCUCUUCCAGCAAGGCUGUGUGAGGGACUGUCCAGCCGGCUACACCGCUGGCUCCCAGCUCCUCAAUUACACCAUGGGGAACUCUGUGGAUCCAGCCUCGGUCCCCUCCUGCCUGCCCUGCCAACCCCCCUGCCUGACCUGCAGCGGCCUCAGCCCCAGCGCCUGCCUCUCCUGCCCCCCUCACAGCCACCUGGACCCUGUGUCCAGCACCUGCCUGCACCUCAACCAGAUCCAGAGGGAGUCCCCUGGCAACUUCAUGGUGGGCCAGGGCAAUGCCGGUCCCCGCCCAGAGCUCAGCUCCCGCCUGCCCGUCACCAUCGCCGUGCUCAGCUGCAUGAUCAUCAUGGCCACCUUCGCUGGGGUGUUCGUUCUGCUGCAGCUGAGGUCUGGAGUCUUGGCCAAACUGCCCUCACUGGAGGAGGCCGGCUCGGGCCUGAGGGGGGGCUUCGGCCUGGGGGGCAGCAGCAGAAUGGUGUCGUACCGCGGUAUCCCUACAGUGUGGGGUGACGAAGGGGUGAACACUGACUCCGACAACGAUGAGUUUGACGUACACAAUGAGAAGACUGCCUUUAUCAAAACACAAAGUGCUCUUUAACCCCCUCCUGUCUUUGUAUUCCUCCCCCCAAUCACUCUGACUCGUCUAAUUCUGGGCUCCCUGUCCUCAUGUUCCCCUCCUCUGGUUUCUCUUUCCCUGUUUCGCUCCCACGUUCUUCCUCUCAUGGGGUUUCAUUCCCCAGGUUUAGUGUUCCACUCUGUAGUGGGUGACCUGAUGGGAGACUGGAGUCACGUGGAACAGGGAUGGCCUGGGCGCGCUCGGCGCUCGCUUCACACUCGGGUGCUUUUCUAUUAAACUGUAUCUCUGUGCCCUUUCGCCCUCAAUCACCAUCAGACAGAGUGUUUUCUGAACACAGCCCAUUUCCCGGACGUCUCCAGGGUUUCCCUGUCACAAUAAACAAACCAUUAUUGUUUGCUCUCUUUUUUUUUCUCUCCAGUUCCAGUGCAGUAUGAGAUUGUAAAUUGGGGGUACACAGCUGUGCGUGUGCGCAGACAGCGAGAUCGGGGUAGGGUCAGGUUCUGAGAAGCCACAGCUUGAGUCCUCAUAGUUCCAGUGUUUUGGUGAAUCAGACCCAGGCUCUCCCAGAGCUACUGUGUGUGUCCAUGCUGCAGUAUCUCUCAGCUCUGGCUGGAUACAAGGCUAUGAGUCAUGAGACUAGCAACACUCACUCUACCCCCAGCACGGAAUUCAGGAGGCGUUCUGCUUAUUCCGAGCGGUUUAGGAAUGCUGGAUUCAUGUGAUUCUGAGGGUUAUAUAAAGUCCCCUGACCUCCGCCCCUCUCUGUUCUCCAGUGGGGGGGGUUCGGACUGAGUGCUUGCUCGCUGCCAGAUCCACAAAGAUAGGUCAGCAGUUCACUCAGCUACGCCUCCACACUUUACUGGGCCUCAGAAUUUAGACCAAAAUAAUACUGCCUCUAUGAUUUGAAACCCCAUUCCCAAGAAAAAAGUACCCAUGAAUAAUUACAUUGGCUUUCCACUUAAGUCUUAUAAUUGCUCAGCUACUGAGGAUGAAAUUGGUAGUGAGAUGUAUUGUGGAUGGGGCUCAGUACUGUAGAAGUGACUUUUUUAACACAAGGGUUCCUGUGGGCUUCUCUGAGCAGCUAUACAGGUAGUGAGAGGAGUGUGUGAUAGAGAGAAGGGUUUUACUCACUGCAGAGGAGAGAGAGAAUAACAAAGUCUGGCCAUGAUUCCCAGACUGGGCACUUCACUCUCCCUACUCUGCUGCUCUCCCUACCUCGUUUCAGUAAGGUAUAUGUGUGUCUGAGUGUGUGUGAGCAGGUGUCCAGUUGAGCAAAGGGAAGGAAUGACCACAUUGGGAAUACUAAGGUUGUGUUUGUAGGCGGAGUUAUGAUACUGGUUGGCCUAUGUAGUUUCCCGUUCCCUGUUCUUUAAAGAUCUGCCUAUGUCAAAGAACUGAGGUUGGCUAUAAUAAGCAAACUUCUUUUAACAUCUUUUAUCUGUCAUUGAGACUUAUCACAGCUUCUCUCCACUCGCCCUCCAGUCGUCAUCAGGGAUGCCGAUGCCAACUAGAGAUAAUCUGUUUCAUAUACUUGCCAAUGAAUUAUAUCCUGAACGACACUACAGCUCAGAUGUGUUCCAAAGGAGUUUUUUUUUCUCUACUCAUACUGUAUCUUUAUUGAAAAACUUUUAAGUUAAUUUUUGGCUGCAUAUCUUUCUUCUACAAUCUGUACCUCAUUAAUUCAUCCAUUGGACAAAUAUUGGAUCCAUCUAUCUUUUUCUUUCUUCUAUUUUUAUGUUGAAGUUAUUUUUCAUUUCCAGCAGAUAAUAGGGGGCUUCACUGAGAGGGGCUGUCAUAGUGACAACGUGCAUAAAAGAUUGAUGCAGCUGCUCAUCCUGUCCUCUCACUCAGAUCACACAGCAACGGCAGCAGAGUAUAUGUGUUCCAUAGCGAUGAUGAAGGAUUAUAUAGGUCAAAGGUGAACGCUUUUCAGAGAAGGAUAUUUCUUUUGAACUGUAGGAGUUUUCCUUACACUGAUUUACACUUCUACCGUAAUAAUAAGACUGAAAUGUCUUUAUCUACAGUGCCAGGGCUGUAGGGCUGCAGUCUCUCUUUCUCUCUCUCCUCCCCUACCCUGUCUUGGCACAAUUUAAAUGUAAUUUAAUAUAUCCUUAUUUAUGCCCUCUGAAUAUAUAGUUUUCAGGAUUGUUUUUUAAAGGGGGGUGAUUCCUGUGCUUUAAAUCUUAUGUAAUUAAAAACAUUUCUGAGGAAGACAGUCUUCCAUACACAGAUUGGGGAGUUGCUAUCCUCUGAGUGCAAAGUAAUGACGGCCAACUUUGAGCAAAAUAUGUAAUUACCACAACGCUGGAAUAGUGUGCCGUUUAACCCUGGCUGAUGUAAGGUGCUGUCGUUGAUGAUAAUGAAGUAACUGAUAAAUCCUAAGAGAUUUUUCUUCCUACCAGAAUUACAGUUGAGCAAUCAUUUUAAUGUCCCAACCCCCCCCCCAUUUACAUUGUUUCCUCUAAAUUGGUCACUUCUGAAUGUGGAAAUCUAUAUUGCAUUAUAACAGUAUGUCUAAGGAAAAAGACAGCUGCUGGGAAGGAGGUUGCGCCCCUUGCAGUGCAGCCUCAAUACUACAGCUGACUGCAGCAGAGAUUCUGGCAUUACCAAAGACAGGGCAAUUUAGACUUGUGUUCAGUACAGUUCUGCUCCAGAUUGCUGAGCCUGAGUUGGGGAGAUGAUGCAAUCUGAGGUUUUCUAUAUGCAUUGAUUCAUAAAUCAGAUGAAUGUCUUUUUUUAAAAUCUCUUUGUUAUUCCUGCUUUUUAAUGCAGAGAGACCUUUCCAUCUCCACCCCCUGCUUGGUGACAGUGGUGGAGCUGAGACAUUCUGUAUGCUGAGAUACAGCGUUGGAUGUGGAGGGAGCAGAUUGAGAAUGUAUCCCAUCCCCAUACACUAAAGGGCUGAAUGAGGCUGUGUGUGUGUGUGUGUGUGUGUGUUAUAACUACAGAAGAAACACACUCAUGGAGGUUAAACAGAGCUCUGGACAUACGGCCCAUCCAGCUCUGUCCACCUCUCCACACCUCUCCUUAUGAAGUCUUUGGCCUGGGGCUACAUAUAGUACCUUACAGAAACAGUGACCUAUGUAAAAGAAUGACUACCUUAGAUGGGACAUAACUCUAAAAUAAGGCCUAUUUUUCUAUAUAUAUAUAUAUAUAUAUAUGGUGCAGUGUAAUGUUCUUGUAAUUUAAACAUUUGUUUUGCUCUUGUUAAAUUUGUCCUUUUUAUUUAAUUGAUAGAUUCUACGAAAAAUAAAGAUCUAUGCAAACUUCA